GUCUUCCUCAUUGGCGCCGCGCGGAGAGGCGGAAUGUUCAACUCCUGACUCCGGCGGAAGCGUGGGAGCCGCGCGGGCCGCUGUCCCCGACCCCGGCCUCUGCUCGCGCCCGGCCCGGGAGCAAGGUUUUGUGGACGUUUACUACUUGGUCAUUAUGAGAUGUCGUCUCUCGGUGCCUCCUUUGUGCAAAUUAAAUUUGACGACUUGCAGUUUUUUGAAAACUGCGGUGGAGGAAGUUUCGGGAGUGUUUAUCGAGCCAAAUGGAUAUCCCAGGACAAGGAGGUGGCUGUGAAGAAGUUACUCAAAAUAGAGAAAGAGGCAGAAAUCCUGAGUGUUCUCAGUCACAGGAACGUCAUCCAGUUUUACGGAGUGAUUCUGGAACCUCCCAACUAUGGCAUUGUCACAGAAUAUGCAUCCCUGGGAUCCCUGUAUGAUUACAUUAACAGCAACAGGAGCGAGGAAAUGGACAUGGAGCACAUCAUGACCUGGGCCACCGACGUAGCCAAAGGGAUGCACUACCUGCACAUGGAGGCUCCGGUCAAGGUGAUCCACAGAGACCUCAAGUCAAGAAACGUUGUCAUUGCUGCUGACGGAGUGCUGAAGAUUUGUGACUUCGGUGCAUCGCGGUUCCAUAACCAUACAACACACAUGUCCUUGGUUGGCACUUUCCCAUGGAUGGCUCCAGAAGUUAUCCAGAGUCUCCCUGUGUCUGAAACCUGUGACACAUAUUCCUACGGUGUGGUUCUCUGGGAGAUGCUAACAAGGGAGGUCCCCUUUAAAGGUUUGGAAGGAUUACAAGUCGCUUGGCUUGUAGUGGAAAAAAACGAGAGAUUAACCAUUCCAAGCAGUUGCCCCAGAAGCUUUGCUGAACUGCUACACCAGUGUUGGGAGGCUGAUGCCAAGAAACGGCCAUCGUUCAAGCAAAUCAUUUCAAUCCUAGAGUCCAUGUCAAAUGACACGAAUCUUCCUGACCAGUGUAACUCAUUUUUACAUAACAAGGCAGAAUGGAGGUGUGAAAUUGAGGCUACCCUUGAGCGGCUGAAGAAGCUAGAGCGCGAUCUCAGCUUUAAAGAGCAGGAGCUCAAAGAAAGGGAGAGACGCUUGAAGAUGUGGGAGCAGAAACUGACCGAGCAGUCCAACACCCCGCUUCUCUUGCCUCUCUCUGCAAGAAUGUCUGAGGAGUCUUACUUUGAAUCUAAAACAGAGGAAUCAAACAGUGCAGAGAUGUCUUGCCAGAUCACUGCAGCGAGUAACGGGGAGGGCCAUGGCAUGAACCCAAGUCUGCAGGCCAUGAUGCUCAUGGGCUUUGGGGAUGUCUUCUCAAUGAACAAAGCAGGAGCUGUGCUGCAUUCUGGGAUGCAGAUAAACAUGCAAGCCAAGCAGAAUUCAUCCAAAACCACAUGUAAGAGGAGAGGGAAGAAAGUCAACAUGGCCUUGGGGUUCAGUGACUUUGACUUGUCAGAAGGUGACGAUGAUGACGAUGAUGGUGAGGAGGAGAAGGACGUGGAUAAUAGUGAUUGACGGCAGAAAGGAAUAAGAUCGAAAAUGUUUUGUUUUGUUUUGUUUAGAAAAACAGAAAAAAUGUAUUAUCUCAGUCUGUGCAAAAAGCAGCAUAGGGAGGCAGAGCCCCCAGCACGGCGCCUUAGGCCGAGUUCAUUUAGGGUGGUUUCCUCAUCAGCGUGACUUUGCUUCUGCGUUCAGCAAAGGGCGGGGAAUUAAGCUAAAGGCAUAUUUAUCAGUGAGUGUGGUGCCUGGUUAUAGAAAUAUGUGAUUACAUACAUAUCAUGUUCUCAUGUUCUCGAGCUAAUGACAUUUGGGCUUUUUCUUCUUAAAGCGCAUGCUUUGUAGUUUGUAUUUGACUGUAUUUAAACCUUUGGCUCAGUUGGUUAAGAAAAUGUCCAUUUUGAACACGCACUUUGCUCCCCACUCCGCUCUGACACUCGACUCUCCCCAGCGUUCCAAGGUUUCUUCCUUGUACAGCACAUUCUAAUGGCAGAGGUGAUUGGCAACUGUAAAAUCCAGAAAACCAAAACAAAAAAACCUGAGGUGAGGUGAAAGAAGGUUAUAACAAACGCCCCUUCAGAAAUACCUUAAUGCCAAGAAUUUUCAAUGCCAAACAGCACACGGCUCCUCAAAGUAAAACCCGAGUGGUGUUCUCAGUAGUAACAUUCGAAGGAGAAAUGCUCUGCUUUGAAGCGAGCAGCAGACGAGCUUGCAUCCCCAUGCUGGCUGGAAGCAUCCUAACAAGAGCGCAGUGUCACCCUAGGCUUAGCGUGUCCUUUACACAGAAGCACAUGGUCCCAAAGGGACGUGUCUAGCCAUGAACAGGAUGAGCAGGAGCCUGCUCUUUCCAUACGAUAAAGGCACUCUAUUUCUUUGUUUUCCAGGGGUGCAUAAUAAUACUACUAGAUUCUAAUCUGUGUGUAGGAAAAACCACACAUAGGAAAUAGGAACGAUAAAUUAAUUAUCCUUCUUAGACACAAGUACUCUCUGAAGGGGUCUUUCUGUUACAUGUAGCCUCCCCCAGCACACCCACUUCCUUUCCUUUGUAUUGUUCUCUAUUACACUGGCUAGGGAAAUAAAUUCAGGUACCACUUACUAUGAAGGCCAGGCCACCCAGAGACACUCGAAGAAGACUAAUAUAGCGGCUAAAACUUAUUUAAACUAUAAACGGCAUAUAAAAAUUACAACUAGAUAAAGUUAAGACAAAAGUCCUUAUCAAUCUAACUCAGAAAUUGGUGUCAUUCAUUUGACAAUGGAAGUUAAAUACUCUUGGUGGGCUUUUCUAUACAGAAGCUAUAACCUCAGGUGGGUACGGUAGCUCAUGUCAUAAUCCUGGCUCUCGGAGGCUGAGGCAGGACAGUAGUGGGUUUAGUAUUAGCUAUGUUGCAAGACUAUGUAUGAGCAACGUUGCAAGACUCUGUCCCAAGAAAGGACUAGAUACGUGAGGUACGACGGGCCUCUAACCCUUGAUGAGGACCGAAAAGUAGAAUCCAAAGUGGAAAGUGUGCUACAGCUUUAUCUGGGGAGAAAGAACAGUGGAAUGUUCUGGGUAUGUCUGCUGUGCAGUCCCAGGUAGACUAUGGAAUCUCUGAACCUGCCAGCCCUUCGCUACCCUGACAGGGAUGCUAAUGUACUUCAAAGAUAAAGGUUCAGAAGUAUGUAACCAUGUAGCAUAGCACCGGGCCAUGGCAGGGCCCAGGUAGCACCAGCUAUGGUUAACCGCCAAGUUAAGGAGACACUGAGAAGUGUGUUCUGUAACCUGGACCACUAAACUAUCUAUUGCAAAUGACACUUGCUCGGAAGUAUGAAGUUAAAAGUAGAUGGCUUUCAGGAAAAAUAAAGAGAGAAAUUCUUAGAAUGUAAACUACACAAACAGUUUAAUUCAGUUGCCUUGGAACCUACGUGCCAUGCCGGAUCCACAUGCGCUGGGUGUUUACAGACAGGAAAAGGCUGCGGAAGAAGACAGCCCACCCCGCAACCCCCAUCCCGCUGAAAGUUGGAAUCCUCGGCGCAUGCGUACUCAGCACAUGUAGUCAGGCUGCUCAAACAGAAAGUCUUAGAUGGAGCAGAAAGGAUGCCUAGCAACUCCUGAUUUCCCAGCAUGCUGUGGGCACCUGAAGGAGACAGUGGGAGGUGAGGGAGCCUCUUGCACUCCUGCCCAGGCAAAAAUAAAGCCUCGUGUUCAACAAGCCUUCGCUGGGACCCACUGUCUACCGAGUUCUAGAGGACAGCUAGAUGAUAGACAGCCUUUGCACUCGUGGAGCGUGCAUGCUAGUGAGCAUCACAGAACGGUAAGAUUCGCUAAGUGCGUGCUGGAAAUUGAAGCAAGCAAGGAAGAUGGGAGCUAGAGGGAGAAGUCUCAAAGUGUGCUCAGGAAAGGCCCGCUGUUACAUGGUGAUGUAAUGUUUACACAGAGCCCAAGAAGGUGAAGGGACCUCUGAGAGGCCAGUUCUGCCCUAUAUGUAAGAACAUAAACCUCACCACCCACUAAGCAAGAGUUGGUUUAGAACAGAUAGAUGGCAUGGAAAUAAUGUAUUUCCUAAAUUAAUACCUAAUUCAUAUUCUAUAUAAAAUUUUUAGUGCAUUAAAAAUUGUCCCCAUCUCCUAACUGCUGCCGCUUUCUCUACCAACAUUGCAGCUAUGCUCAGCUCAGUCCUCAGUUAUGAAGAAACCACAGGACUUAGGAUAGAGCAGGAGCCUUGGGGAAAAGCUUCCAACUGCUCCAUCUAGAACCAGAGAAUAUGCCAUUGGCCAUUUUACUUCUGCUCCAAUUAGUGUUCAUCUUGUGGCUUUAAAAUGUACAAAUAUACCAGAAACCCGACUCAAAUAAACAGGACCCCAUAGAGUUCUCACACCUCCUGUAAAAAUUCCUAUAGAGCUUUAGAGUCAGUUAAUUUUGUAAGAAAUGUCUAUUAGCUACAUGAAGAAUUUCUCACGAAGCCAAUGUCGAAGGUUUAACUCACUUCUUAGAUCAGUUUUUGAAAUGACCAAUUAAUUUAUCAGUGUUAGAUUUUAUUCCAGUGACCUGACUUACAAAGGAACACAAUUCAAAAGUUAAAGAAAUCCUGAAAAGAAGUGAAGGUUCAGAAUGAGAAUUAGAACUAUUGAUUGUGGUACUAAGUGUCAGUCAGACACCUUAAAACACUGCCUCUGACAUUUCUUUACUCGUAAAGCUAAUGUAUAGAAUUUGGGGGCAUCCAUAGUGGUUCUCAGCUGAGAAGUAAUGUGACCUUGGCCAGCCAGCAUUUACUGUAGACUGGUGGCAUCCUGCUUGCCAGGGGCAGCCCCCUCUUGCAAAGGUUUCCAUGCACAAUCUCCGUACAGUUGUCCUGUCCCCACUGUGCUGCUCGUUAAACCUGACACAUCUGCGAUUCCAACUCUAGUUUUUUUUUUUCCCCCAAACAAAAUCACCCACGCCUUCUUAGAACAAUAAGGACGCCUUCUGCAUGUCCGGAGGCUGCAGCUUUUUCUCAAAUCACUGAUGGUGGAAACGAUUAUUUUCCUUCCCCCACUUAAGGUUGGUAGCAGAAACACUACGACAUUAUUGUAUCUGCUGGGGGAGGGGCGCUGCCCCAGCAUGGUGACUCCACAGUAGUACAACCCUGGUGGACUUGCUGUCAUGCUGAAGUCAUGUAAAGGGCAUUUUUCCUAACUUUUUUUUUUAAGCAAAAUCACAUUUUAAUGGUUCACAAUUAGCCAAUGGGAUGUGGUGGCAGACACCUGGCACACUGCUUUUGAUGCUCUGAAAAUACUGUUUGUGUUUUUUAACCAGUGCCUCUUUUUUAUUAAUAUGCAGUGAGUUUGUUAGACUCUGAACACCAGCUGAGGUAUUCACGCUUGAUCCCCAUUGAAAUCAAAGGGACUAAGGGAAGGGGUGGCAUCUAGGAGAGACUCAGACCCAUUUCCCAUCCAGUUACCAUGCAUGUAUAUGACUUUAGUUUCCAUUAGCAUGCCAAGAACUUCAUGAAAGAUGGUCUUAAAAACCUAGCCUGAGUUAAAUAUUGAUACUUUAAGAACAUUUUUCUGUCACACUAGACUUGGAGAGCCUUGUGAAGCCAGUCGAGCCUCACUGUACCACAGCACACAGUAAGGCGUAAUUCUAUAAUCAGGCACCUCCUGCUGCUUUCGAGUAAGACCCGUUUUCCUGUGUAGACUAACACUGCAGCAGAGGCUCAACCCUGCUGGACGUGACGCAGCCUGGCUGCUGUCAGCACAGCAUUCUGUGGUUGAAAAAUGAGUGUCUAUCAGGGAAUCCUGGACAGGCCAUGUUUUCUCAGACCCCAACUUUGUGGGCACUCUGUUGCUUGUGUGAGGAACUUUCUGGCAUGUGGAUAAUUAUUGCCAACUAGAGUUCAGGCACCCAUGCAACUGUUUUGUAGCGUGUGCAGAACACCCUUAGUUCCGACACGACACAUUGCUUCUGCACCCUGAAAACCUGCUAUCGGAAAAGUUUCUAUCCUUGGAGUGUGAGCUUUCAGUAGGAGGCCUCAUCACUGUGUUUGCAUAACAAUCUUCUCGCCUCCACUCCGUUGCAAUGUUAUUCUGAGCAAGUCUUAUGCCAAAUGCCAUGUACAAUGUCUGUAUGGAAGAUUAAACUGUGCUCUGGUGUGGUAAGGCCGUUUAGUUGCCGACUUCGUAGUUGGAAGCUGAUAUUCCAGCACCGAGUCCACGAUGUAUUCAGAAAUCCAAGUUGGCGUCGCACGUUUCAUUCUGAUGUGAACUUUUCUCCGCUUUCUUUUGUUCUAAGACUCCAUUUUGCAAUAAACGUUUUGACAGUAAA
Rattus norvegicus (Norway rat) is the source of this 6283-nucleotide messenger RNA. RefSeq names its product mitogen-activated protein kinase kinase kinase 20 (gene Map3k20). The transcript has 12 exons. Gene Ontology annotation, cellular component: cytosol; nucleus; cytoplasm. Gene Ontology annotation, molecular function: magnesium ion binding; small ribosomal subunit rRNA binding; protein kinase activity. Lineage: Eukaryota; Metazoa; Chordata; Mammalia; Rodentia; Muridae. Gene Ontology annotation, biological process: limb development; MAPK cascade; intracellular signal transduction. The record is from RefSeq and is marked validated. The coding region runs from base 160 to 1521 and encodes 453 amino acids.